CAUCCCCUGCUGCUGCCCAUCGAUCGGCUCUCUUCAGUUGUAGUUGUUGGUCGGCGGGCUCAUGGUAGGUGUAAUUGUGUGAGCAUUGAGUGCAUCGGCCUAGCUCGUACUUCAUAUAAUUAUUACCAUAUAUCAACUCCCUGAUUAUACUAUAUCAUUAUUGUUAACGUUUCAAUUCUUUAAUUUUGUCAAAAAUGUCUCAGACAAACACUGGCAUCGGCCAUUUAAUCGGAGCUGUUGACCAAGGUACAAGUAGCACACGCUUUUUGGUUUUCUCUAGUAAAACUUCAGAGUUGAUUUGUUUCCACCAGACAGAGCUGUCUCAGACAUUUCCUAAGGAAGGGUGGGUUGAAGAAGAUCCUCUUGAGAUAUUGGAAUCUGUGUACUCAUGCAUUGAAGAGACUACAAAGAAGUUAGCGGCUAAGAACAUUGAUGCAAGCGCAAUUAAAGCUAUCGGAAUAACUAAUCAACGUGAAACCACAGUAGUAUGGGACAAGACAACAGGGAAGCCACUUCAUCCUGCAAUAGUUUGGCUGGACACGAGGACUGUUUCAACUGUAGAUAAACUCAUCAACAAGACUCCAAAUAAAUGUAAAGAAUUCCUCAAGCCAAAAUGUGGUCUUCCUUUGUCCACCUACUUCAGUGCUGUUAAAGUGAAAUGGUUAAUGGAUAAUUGUUCUGAUGUUCAAGCAGCAAUUAAAGACGAUCGCUGUCUCUUUGGAACUGUUGAUUCUUGGCUACUAUGGAACAUGACAGGAGGAGUAGAGGGCGGAGUUCACCUUACCGAUGUAACCAACGCUAGUAGGACUAUGCUGAUGAAUCUUAACACCCUGCAGUGGGAUGAAGAGUUAUGCAGUUUCUUUGAAAUUCCAAUGUCAAUUCUACCAGAAAUUCGUAGUUCAGCCGAGGUGUAUGGAAAGCUUAACAAGGGUAUAUUGCAGGGGAUUCCUAUUGCUGGGAUUCUUGGAGAUCAACAAGCAGCAUUAGUUGGUCAGAAUUGUUUCAGAAAAGGAAUGGCAAAAAAUACGUACGGAACAGGGUGCUUUUUAUUAUAUAACACUGGCCAGGAGGCUGUUCAGUCAUCCCAUGGCAUGUUGACAACAGUCGCUUAUAAACUUGGACCGAAUGAACCUACUGUAUUCGCACUAGAGGGAUCAGUUGCCAUUACCGGUGCAGCUGUCAGGUGGCUUAGGGAUAAUCUAGGAUUUAUCAAAGAAGCUCAUGAAAUCGAGGAACUAGCAAAGAGUGUUGAUAAUUGCGGAGGUGUUACGUUUGUACCUGCUUUCUCAGGAUUAUACGCCCCCUAUUGGCAAACUGAUGCAAGAGGUGUGAUUUGUGGUCUUACACAGUUUUCUACUAAAGCACAUAUCGCCAGGGCAACGCUUGAAUCAGUUAGCUUCCAAACCAAAGAGCUUUUAGAUGCCAUGGACAAGGAUUCUAGAAUACCUUUGCAGCAACUUCAAGUUGACGGUGGAAUGACAGCAAAUAAUCUUUUGAUGCAGGACCAGGCUGAUGUGCUUGGAAUUCCAGUUGUACGUCCAUCAAUGCUGGAGACCACGGCUCUUGGUGCAGCAGUGGCUGCUGGGAAGGCUUUAGGCGUGUGGGAUAUAAACCCAGAUAAGAACAUCUCAGGAAUAACAACAUUUACCCCCUCUAUUGAUGAAAAAGUUCGUGCUAAGCGCUUUAAGAAGUGGUUAAAAGCCGUCCAGCGUUCAAUGCAAUGGGAAGACAAAGAUGAUGAAUGAAAAUGAAACAGGUCUCAAUUUCCAGUUUAAUAUUCUUCUGCAUUUGAGGAAAUCAAUAUUAUGAAAUUGGUACCCAAACUCAAAU
Molecule: messenger RNA, 1830 nt
Organism: Anneissia japonica
Lineage: Eukaryota; Metazoa; Echinodermata; Crinoidea; Comatulida; Comatulidae
Product: glycerol kinase-like
Exons: 16
Coding region: 195-1745 (516 amino acids)
Biological process (GO): glycerol metabolic process; glycerol-3-phosphate biosynthetic process; triglyceride metabolic process
Cellular component (GO): mitochondrion
Molecular function (GO): glycerol kinase activity
Source: RefSeq, a predicted model, not a curated record